Molecule: messenger RNA, 2944 nt
Organism: Meira miltonrushii
Lineage: Eukaryota; Fungi; Basidiomycota; Exobasidiomycetes; Exobasidiales; Brachybasidiaceae
Exons: 1
Coding region: 83-2869 (928 amino acids)
Biological process (GO): protection from non-homologous end joining at telomere; interstrand cross-link repair; double-strand break repair via nonhomologous end joining
Molecular function (GO): damaged DNA binding; 5'-3' DNA exonuclease activity
Source: RefSeq, a predicted model, not a curated record
AUCUCUUAUGGUCAAUUGAGAUCUUACUUUUCAACAAACAAGUAGUCAGACUGAUCAAGAUGAUAAUCCAGUAAAAGCCAACAUGGCUCCUGAACAUAGCGGGUUCAUAGAAGAAUAUCCGCUCAUACGAGUGGAUAAGUUUACUGGAACGCUUUCCAAAUUACCGGAAUGGUUAAGUACUUCAGCAAGAGAAGAUCUACCGUCUUUUGCAAGUCAUUAUUCACCUCCUCACAUUCAAUUACUAUCUCAUCCACAUACGGAUCAUUUGGUUGGACUAUCUUCUUUAUCACAACAUAGUGCGCCAAUUUAUUGUUCGGAAACAACAAAACGUUUACUUUUAGCAUUAGAACGUAAAGAAGAUCGAAUUCGAUUUGAUGAAGGAAAGAUAACGACUCGCAAAAGACCUUAUAGACAUUUACGUAGAACGGAAAAAGAAUGCAAUGCACUCAAUGCACAAACUGGCAUUCAUGCCUUGACACCUUGGGACCUUUUGAUUCCUUUACCGUUUGAUAAACCAAUUCAAAUUCAAUAUAAUGCAAACACAAAGAUUCGUUUAACGCUAUUACCGGCUAAUCAUAUGCCUGGAAGUACAAUGUUCUUGAUCGAAGGUCCAAGAGGUGCUGUUUUGCAUACCGGUGACUUGCGUGCCGAACAAAACUUCGUUCAAGAUUUAAUCGCUAAAACUCAUCUUGGUCGACUUUCGAUUGUGCCAAGCCCUUUUAUGAGUUCUCCUACAUGGCCGAUGAAUGUCAUUUCACCAAGCAUACAAUCUCAAGGGAUUGCUAAAUCACCUUCUGAUUGUGGAUCUGAUUCAAAGCUUGAAUCUGUUUAUUUGGAUACAGAACGAAUAAUGGAUAGUCAAGAACCACUUCCACGUUCAAAAGCGAUCAAUGAUGUCUUAGAACUCAUUAAGCUUUAUCCAACUUCAACAUCUUUUCAUAUCGAUCUUUGGACUUCAGGUUAUGAACAAUUUUGUGUAGGCCUUUAUAAAGCUUUUGCGGCUGAAGAAGAAGGUUUGAUUCAUAUCGAUCGUUAUAAAGCUGAAUUGUUUGAAAUCAUGGCAAAUGGAGAAGCAGAAUUUGCGUCUCUGGCUGACAUGGUUCAUCAAGAUAAACAAAAGUGCGGUCGAUUUUGCAUAUCCGACAAUCCAAGUUGCAUACAACGAGAAGGUGUGAUCCGCAUUAAACCGCAUGAAAGUAUAUGCGUGGAGAAAUGGCAAGAGAAGCGUUUAGAGCUUAUCGAACAAAUCAAACAAGCAAGAAAAGGGAAAAUUGAGUUUCCAACAGAACUACCAUUACCAAUUCAACGUCACUCACCGCUGCCAGAACUGUACAAGAUGAUCGCAUCGCUGAGACCACGUCAUUUGAUCGCAAAUACAGCCACGCCUACUGCUCGAUUUAUAUCUGCUCGAAUGAGUGAGAACAUUGGACUAGCCGGAGCAGGCGAAGCUGAGGAAAGACAACGCAAUUCUACUCGAAAGUCGAAUGCUGAAGAUGCAGAAGAAGAUGAUCGUAAGUGGCAAGAAUUCAGUAAAGUUUGGCAAAGUACUGAAGUCGAAGAUCCAACUUCUAUUGAAUCAAGAAAGCUAACUCAAGCAGAAGCAUUCUUUGAGCGAGUUUCGCGCUUUCGAACGAUCUUGUAUGGCCAGAAAAAGAUGGACUCAGAAAGACUGCUAUUGGAAUGUCUCGACGCAGCCAGUGAUGAAUUUCCACAUGAUCCUCUACCGCCUGCGUCUGCUUCUGUGUUAUGUCCAUCGUCCAGUCGGGAUAACGUCCAGCAAAAUCCACUUUCCACAAGAAAGGCCAAGAUUUGGGAAGCACCCGGAAAGUAUGCCUCUGUCAACGCAUCACCUUUUAUGACCGCUGCAAUGCGUGAAGCAAGAAGCUCUUCUACCACCACGUCAAAUACACCAAUUCGAGUAUCUUCAGCUGAUCAAAACAAUGUGCCAACCCUGACCACUGAACUUGCAUCUCGUUACUUAGCAUAUGCUGCCAUGUAUCUUGGAUGGAAAAUUCGUAAUCCGUCUCAUUAUCGUCAAGAGAUGGCAUGGAGAGCGAUACGCAAGGUAAAGCCAGUAUUGGCAAAACAGACGGAAGAAGCCCUACAAAAAGAAUUAGGAUGGGCAAUCCCACCGUGGGAUGAAGUAUCCUUCUCGUCAAUAUCGAUUCAGCCAAAUGUGACUGAAACCAGUAUUGCAACUCAAGCACCGCCCACACCUUCUACACCUUGUCCAUUGCCAUCGCAUACCAUUGCUCAGUCGAUCUCACCUCUGGAAUUGGGCAGAGGCGCAAAAGCACUUCAAAGUCAAUUAGCUCGCGAAGCUGAAAGUCAGCAAAGCUUAUUCAGCGACGAUCUUGAAAGUAGUCAAGGAGACGGGAUGAAUGAUAAUCAAGAAGAAAUUCAGCUCGAAAGGCUAGAAUCUCCUCCUUGUGCACAACGCUACCAAAGAACACAACAUACGAUUCAUCUCACUUUGUCACAGCUUCGCGAGACUGUUCAAUGUCUUCGAACAGGGAAUGUCUUGCCAGCUUUUCGUGCGAUUGGUCAUUCUUGCUUUGAUUCGAUCAUCGAUGAAUGGCUCACCGCCAACAAAGCACCUUCUUUUUCCCAAUCUAGGAGAGGUAGAAGCCCAUCAAUUGACGGCGAAAGGAUGCGAUGUCAAUUGGAUCUAAUCGGUGUUGCAGCUAAAAGUCAACGUGCUCGAAGAUUGCUCGGAUGGGAUAGUGUUGAUUUGCGAAAAGCACACUAUGCCCUUAGAGCAAUAUUUGAAGAGCACCCAGGUAUUUCAUCACCUUCCCUUCAUAUCGCUGUUCCACAUGCCAAAAGGGCAAAGAUCGUAUUGCGCUAUCUCCAGCCCCAUCUCACGUAAUGGCCACUUUGUACAAUACCCCACCAUUGCUCCAUCUACCACUUGUAGUUUACCAUCAACUGUAUUUUUAUGCAU